Brettanomyces bruxellensis is the source of this 591-nucleotide messenger RNA. RefSeq lists its product as uncharacterized. The record is from RefSeq and is a predicted model, not a curated record. The coding region runs from base 1 to 591 and encodes 196 amino acids. The transcript has a single exon. NCBI's taxonomy places the organism in Eukaryota, Fungi, Ascomycota, Pichiomycetes, Pichiales, Pichiaceae.
AUGAGGAAGAGGGCACAAAGAAGAAAAGGAAAAAGAGCACUGAAGAAAGUCCCUGGGGCUAAAAGAAAACCCACUAAAAUACCAUCCAAAAGAAGGCAUAUCGCAAUAGACGUGGAAGACUCCCAUAGAAGCGAUAAUAUUACCAUGAAGAAAAAAGCACAUGUUGAAAAUGAAGUAAUUACCUCGAGUCCGCACUCAGGCCAAGGAGUGCGUGCAAACGUGAGUGUUAAGAAAGAGAUAUGGGAAACAACUGAGGCGUCAAAAAUCAAUCCCACAACUGACACAUCAGGAAUCAAUCUUACAAUUGAGGACAGCAUGUCUUCCGAAAGCAGCAUACUUAGUGCAACCAGUAUCUACACCCACAAGCAGAGUCACCCAUCCGGCAUGUUGCAGAUAUAUCGGGAAGUGCAACGGUUGGAGGAAGUUCAAAGGUGCUUUGAGCAAAAGAAAGAGUUGUGUGGGGACAGAUUCGAUCCCAGGGUCAAGGGAGUGCCGAACUCGCAUAGGAUACAGAUCGCGCAGCUACUCAGGGAUGUGUGUGACCAGAUACAAGCGGUCUAUGAGCAGGAAGAGCGGUUGAUUACGAAAUAG